ACUAACAGGUUCGGUCGAAAACGUGGUGGUUCUGUCGACAAUGUGGUGUGCAUCAUGAGCUUCUAUUAGUUAAGAGUUACACUAGACAUGAACAUAUCCUUAUAUCCAAAAAAGGGUUACAAUUAGUACACACUACAUCUUCAAGACGCACAAUCACUCACUCUACAUUCUUCUAUUUCCUCUAUCCCUAAUUUCCCAAUUCGUCCCUAAUUCUGCAUUUUGCAGACACUUAAUUACCCGCAAUGGCAGAGAUUCAGCCGCCGGAGGGCCAAAUAAACGGUGCCGUGGGAACCCUAAUUCUUCACUCCUCGGAGCCUUCCAUCGGAUCGAAGCGGCAGCGGCGGCCGAGCGUCCGAUUGGGCGACAUCGGCGGCGACCAGCCCUACGAUCCCCACGCCCGCCGCAACCCGAAGCCGUGGAAACUCGCCUUCGACAGUCACCACCACCACCACCACCACCACCGCAGCAAGGACAAGGACCCAGGUAAACCCUCCAAGACUCGUCCUUUAACGAACCUGAGCGAGUUUAACGAAACCCUAGAACCUUGCAACGACCGAGAACCGGGGAACAUCGACACCGUCGCAAUUGGCAGCUGGAAGGUCAAGGAGUCCAAGAAGAGAGGCUCCGUCGCCACCAAGAGGGUCAGAUCGAAUUGGGUUUUGCGAAUCGACGAUGGCGGUGGCGACAACGGUGGCGACGAGGGAGAGGGAGAGAAGUAUAAUAACGGGGAAGAAGAUGGGGAUGACGAUGAUGGGUAUCGGGAAUUUGAGGUAGAGAAUUCGGAGAGCCCUUUGAAGGAGCAAAGCCCUAUUCAUAGUAUGGAGAAUUUGGGGGUUGAUGGGCAUAGGAGGGUUUUUAAGGGUAGGGAAAGGGAACAGCAUCAUGAUGGGGUUGAGCUAUCUGCACCGUCUGAUACUGAUGUGAGGGAUUGGAAGUGUGGGGAUAGGAACAAUGAGAAUGGUGGUGGGAGGGUUAGGGGUGUUGAAGAUGGGGUUAGGGUUUGGCUUAAUGGAUUGGGGUUAGGUCGCUAUGCGCCUGUGUUUGAAGUGCAUGAGGUGGAUGAUGAGGUUUUGCCCAUGUUGACUCUAGAGGAUCUCAAGGAUAUGGGGAUUAGUGCUGUUGGGUCAAGGAGAAAAAUGUACACUGCCAUUCAGAAGCUUGGAAAGGGCUUCUCCUGAGCUGAGCUUGUUUUUGGUGAUGCUGCCAGAGGCCGGAUGUAGAUUCUCAGCUUUAGCGAAUUAUUCAGAUGCGUGUGUUUGAGCUCAACUGAACUGAACUGAGUUUUAGUAUGUUCUUUCAUGACUCUUUUUUUGUUUAGGGUUGGAAACGUUAGGACCUCACAUGUUAUUAUUUAAGAAACAAAUAUCCUUCUUGAAAUCCAGUGCAAGUAAAUAUAACUCAGCGAAUUUUGUUGGAGCUAUUCAUUGAAUUGUUUAUUUUUCCUGAAGCAAUUCUAGUUGUUGUAUUUCUCUGAUGACUUGGAUGGGCGAUGCCAAGGAAAAAUAGACAUGGUAUGGUAUAGCUUGUUUGGAAAGUUUUUUCCUCAAAAGAAAAGGGACAUGCUGUUUAAUUUCCUCAUUCUGUCUAUUGGGAUGAUAACUAUAAUUUUUUCUGGUCUUCUUGCAAAGUUCUUGUUUAGACCUUGUUUACCAAAGUUGUGUAGGCUAAAACAAGCAGCAUUUUGUUUGCGUCAAUACUUGUGUUGUGUUGCUUUUUUACAUUUAGUGAUAUGGUCAUAAAGUAACAAUUGUUAAUUGGUUUAGUCUACAUUACACAGCUUUUGUAAAUGUUGUCUAUGGAAAUGUCUUAGUUAUGUGGGUACUAGGAUGUAGUGUUUUUUGAUGUGUUACAAUGCCCAGAGAACUGAUAUUUUCCUCCAAAAUUUAGCAUAUUUCAUUUGGGUGCCAAUGUGCUAUUAUUGAGGUAAAUUAAUUAUUACAAUUUUUAGCACAUCUAUUUUGUAGAUAUGAUCGCCAACUGGUUUGGUUUUAUCUGAUUAUCAUGGUAUUUUAUGAUGUUGAUUUAUUCUGAAUUUCAUUGUUGCUUGCUAUUAAUUCUUUUGGAAACAUCUGUUUCUCUAGCCGCGUUCAACACCUAGCAGCAGGAUGGAUUCAAGUUUGCGAUAUGAUGUAAAUUAUGAUGUAAAUUCUGUCCGUGUUUGGAAUUUGGUGUCUGACUGUUCAACAAUGUUUUAUAUUUUAAUCAGGAUUGUUGGAAUUGGCUGAGCUAGUGUUUAGUUACUGUGUUUUGUUGUUGCCUCUAAAGCUUCUCUUUUCUUGGGUGGAUGUGCUAUGGUUUAUGAGAACACACUUGCAGUUACUUUUUUACAUAGCUGGAGUGUGACUUUGAUGGUGGUCAGUAUUGCUGUUUGGCAGAAACAAUAUAAAGCAUGUAAUGCUGCCAUAGAAUUAUUUGUCUUGUAUUAUCUAGUGAUGGAGGCACCAUCUAAAAGUGGCAAAUUUAGUUGUUCUUAGUGGAGCAUGAGUGAGUGUAUCUUACUAUUGGUUGAUGCUCCUUGAAAUUUGAGUGCAUUUCUACUGCGUUUUCUGCUAUAUCUAUCUUUGGAUUAACAUAUUUGAAAUCAAUUAUUUUAACAAGGUGGAUCAAUUUGAUAAAAGAUGAAUGAAAGUAGAAGGAAGCUCCAUUGAGAGAAUGAAUAUUUGCCAAAAGAAUAACAUGUCUUGUACUUGAUUAUAUUUAAGAAUAAAAGGCCUUGACAAAACAUACCGUAUGACACUUCUGCGAAGAUGUGUGGGACUCCUACUGAUGGGACCAAAGUAUUUUGACUGUUGUUCUUGCUAGGAGAUUAACUGAUUAAUAGAGAUCAGUGGUUCAAGCCAUCAAAUGAAACAAGUUUUCUAAUCACUAGAUUACAACUAUUGUAACCAGCUUGGAGACAAGGAUCAGAAGUACAGUCCAAGUGGAGGAGUGCAAUUCAAUUCACUUGACCAUUCCAUUCCAAAUUCUAAACAAGAUUCAAACAGAUUUGUUAUCCGGUCAUCCAUCUUGUGUGAAAUAUUGCUUGAUUAUAAUAAAGGCUAGCUACUAUAGCAGUACAUAUAUAACCAAUUAUCAUCA
Molecule: messenger RNA, 3078 nt
Organism: Glycine soja
Lineage: Eukaryota; Viridiplantae; Streptophyta; Magnoliopsida; Fabales; Fabaceae
Exons: 2
Coding region: 243-1178 (311 amino acids)
Molecular function (GO): protein binding
Source: RefSeq, a predicted model, not a curated record